Molecule: messenger RNA, 2079 nt
Organism: Hypoxylon trugodes
Lineage: Eukaryota; Fungi; Ascomycota; Sordariomycetes; Xylariales; Hypoxylaceae
Product: general substrate transporter
Exons: 7
Coding region: 411-1967 (518 amino acids)
Biological process (GO): carbohydrate transport; transmembrane transport
Cellular component (GO): membrane
Molecular function (GO): carbohydrate:proton symporter activity
Source: RefSeq, a predicted model, not a curated record
GGUACGAUCUUAAACCGCACUACUUGUGCCGCUCUACUAACGGGACAUUUUCGAACCGGCCAAGACGAACUAAAAUCAGGAAUCCGGCGCAAAGCUUCGCCGUGAGCCCAAUAUCGUCGUCGUCACCUGAAAACCCCCUGAUGAAUCAAACCAAAAAUGCAACUCUAUCCGUUAAUCCCGUAUAAUAAAUGGGAUAGCUACCGUCGGUCUGGAUCUGGGGCAUAAUCUGGGGAUUGUGGAGUUGCGGGGAAUAUAGGCAUUGGCAACACUUCAAGCCCUGAAGUCUAGGCUGGGCAGUUUAGUGCAAAUAUUUGCUAUAUAAUUCCAACGGCCUACGCCAGUUUUAAAGGUCGCCAGUUUGCUACGCUCGGUCCAGAAAUUGCGAAUUUACUACCAGAACAAGACACAAUAUGCCGCUCUGGAAACAUAAUUUCCGUGGCAAUGCGCUCGUCGCUGCCAUCACAGCAUGCACCUGUCAAGGCUUCAUAGUCUUUGGUUAUGAUCAAGGUGUUAUGAGCGGCAUCAUUGGAGCGGACAAUGCGUUUGGCGAUUACUUCAACAGCCCAGAUCCUAAUGUGCAAGGAAAUAUCACGGCACUUUUUGAUAUUGGUGCAGUAGCCGGAGCUAUUCUAAGUUACGUGGUUGGCGAGACCCUCGGACGAAGGAGAAUGAUCAUGCUUGCCGGUAGUACCCUAAUUAUAGGGACUAUUAUACUGGCUAGCUCGACCUCGAUCGCCCAAUUAAUUGCAGGUAGAAUUAUAACCGGAGUGGGCAUGGGAAUCAACUGCGCGACAUCACCCGUUUAUCUCGGAGAAUGUUGUCCACCUAAGAACCGCGGGGCAAUUCUGUCAAUCCAGGGCUUGCUAGCUAUUGUCGGUUUGUUAAUAGCGUAUUGGCUUGAUUACGGCACCAGCUUCUACGAUUCGGACUUCCAGUGGCGGUUCCCCCUAGCUUUUCAGGGCAUCUUCGCCCUAGGCCUUCUCGUUCAGGUCAUUGGCCUGCCCGAAUCCCCUCGAUGGCUCGUCUUGAAAGACCGCGGACAAGAGGCCCAAGCUGUACUUUCAGCUCUUCACGACCUCCCUGAAGAUCAUCCCGAGGUACAACUCAGCCUGCAGGAAAUCCACACUGCUCAAGAGUUAGCCUCCAGGGGAGGUCCUUUCAGUUACAAGGAACUAUUCUCUGGUGGUAAACUCCAGAACUGGCGCAGAACUACAUUAACUGUAGUGAUUAUGAUUAUGCAACAGUUCACAGGUGCCAACAUGAUUAACUAUUACGCUCCCGUCGUUUAUCAGGGCACCAUGAAGAUCUCACGCCACACAUCAUUAAUUCUCGGGGGCUGCACAGGCGUAGCCUACCUAAUCGGAUCAUUCAUCUCACUAUUCACCACCGACUUCCACGGCCGCCGCUUAGUACUUAUGUGGUCCUCGGCCGGUCUAUCCAUGUGCUUCAUCGUAGCCACCAUCUUAUUAUCUUUCGAAACUGUAGGCGCAGCAUAUGGUGCCGCCGCAAUGAUAUUUCUUUUCCAGACCUUUCUUGGAAUCGGAUGGCAUCCCAUUGCUUGGUUCUAUCCCUCCGAGAUUAAUACUACCCGCUUACGAAGUCGAGCCGCUGCUAUCACGGCUGCGUCGAAUUGGAUGACUACAUUCGUCGUGGUUAAGAUCACACCUAUAGCGAUUGCAAACCUCAGCUGGCGCACAUUCAUCAUUUUCGGUGUCUUGAACGCUGCAUGGAUCCCGGUGAUUUACUUUUUCUUCCCCGAAACCAAGGGUCUCUCCCUCGAAGAUAUCGAUCAUAUCUUUGAGAAAGGCGGUUUUACCGGAGGUGUUUUCUCUUCGAAAGGGGGCCGUACCGUCGUGCCCCACCAACAUCGCCAGGAGGUUGGUCUCGAGAUAGAGGGGAAAAGUGACGGUGGGGUUGUGGUCCAUGUUGAGGGCAAUAGUAAGGAUGUUACAGCGGAGGAUGUUUGAAUUAUACUGAGAUUAUCGGGGCCUUUUUAUAACAUGUAUCCUCAAUUUUACUGUAAUUUGGUUGAUGUUUAGUGCGGUAGUACUGUACAAUUAUCAGAAGUCAUGCGCUGAA